CAAUUGGUUGUCAUCACGUUCUCGCGAGACCUUUCUAACCAAUCAGCGUGUAGCAGCGACAAGUCAAAUAUUCGAUUUCAAGUGUAGCGCCUGACUUCUUCCACGAGACUAGUUGCUUCUUUGAACUGUUUUGGACUUUACGACAAAAACUUCAACUGAGGACGAACCGACAUUAUCUGGAAGCUGCACCAUGAACAACACUGCAGUUUCAAGACCACAACACACAAAUAGGAGAGGAAAGGAAAAUGCCCCGCCUGGCAAUAAAAGCACGUCUUUCAACAGAAAAGACCUUUCAAAAUCAACAAGAACCGCCCCCUUGCAGGUUAACCAUGAGAAAACUGAAAUGCUGGUAAAAAAUGGUCUAAGGAAAGCCACGUCCAAACAAGCAGACACAAAGAUAAAGUCCAUGCAGAGAGAUGUGGAGAGAAACGCUGUUAGUGGAGCAAACAGCCAGGUCAUUCUCAGCCAUCAAGUACCUCCAAGAGCAGCAACUUCAUCCAAAGUUGCUCUGGGCAUGUACAAAGGUAAAAUUGUACAGUCAAAAAUUGGAUCCAUUUGGAAGUCAAGUACAGCACAAGCAGUGCCUAAAACGGAAAACCAGAGGGCGGAUAAUUUGGCAAAACACCCCCCGAAACCGGCAGUCGCCGUCCGCCCUCCACGGAAUGUUCGCCCGAUGACUACCGCUGCGACAGCGCCGAGGAACACCGGCUCCAGAAACAUUACCACGGCUCCCACACAGACUAGGACUCUUGUAACGGACAAGAAGGUCAAGAAGCCUCCUGUAACGAGCACCCUCAGUCAAUACAGAGCCACCGAAACUGCCCAGGAAAAAAGAGCAAAACUAGCAGAGUGGUUGGCGUCGAAGGGCAAGACUUUAAAGCGACCCGCCAUGACAACAGCACCCCCUAAAACUAAAACCUCUACAACAGCCAAAGUCGACAACAAACUCAAGUCUGACGUGACGUCAAAACCAGACCCACGACGAGAACCGGAGCCUGGCAUUCACGCAGUGCCAACUACUUCUGUGUGUCUGCAAGCACAGGAAGCCGUGAAGCUCGCCACCCAGACGCCGGUCAUAAUCAACACGACUUUGGACCUUCUGGAAAACUCUGAUCCAGAUCUGUCUGCUGUGCAGGAUGGAGUUGAUGAUGUCGUUGUGAACCUGUGCGGUGCUUUGGACGCCAUGCAGACACCCUCAAAAUGCCAGGACGAUGCUGACGAGGAGGUAGGAGUUAUAGAGGAUGGCAGUGUCAAGGAGGAGACGUUUAAGAAUGAAGACUCCGAUCAGCGAGUGAAGGAUGACAUGGAAGAAAGUGAACAGAAAGUGCAGAGCGAUGAAGAUCAGAGUGAUGAGAAUGUGGAGAACGUGCUUCAGAUGGAUCAAGCCUCUGUUGUCAAAUACAGUGUGAAGACGACGCCACAUUUGCAAAGCGUUAAGAAGAAAAUCCAAAGAGAGGUCCAAACAAGCGCAUCCCGAAAGAAAAGCAACAUCAAAGAUCUGAAGUUUCUGACGCCGGUGCGUCGUUCCUGCCGCAUUGAGCACAGAUCUUCACAUCUGCCCCCGAUGCUUUUGGACCACGACCCCUGUGUGUCAUCACUGUCUGAGCUGGCCCAGCUGGAUGAUGACCUCAAUGCUUACAUUUACAGGAAAAAUCCUGGUCUGGUGGAGGAGCCUUAAAAAGUAAUAUGUAUGGGACUACUAAUUGAAUGUAUUUAUACAGCUCAUUUUAAUUGUCUGAAAUAUUAACAAACUCGGUUAUACCUUUCCAGUUCUUAUCAGAUCGGAUGUGUAUUCAGUUUUUCUAAUUACUUCCAAGAGUGUUUUUAAUACAAAGUUAUCACAAAAUACACUACAAUAAAGGCAAUAUUGUCUGACCUUUUUAACAAAUUUA
Molecule: messenger RNA, 1892 nt
Organism: Doryrhamphus excisus (bluestripe pipefish)
Lineage: Eukaryota; Metazoa; Chordata; Actinopteri; Syngnathiformes; Syngnathidae
Biological process (GO): negative regulation of microtubule depolymerization
Cellular component (GO): microtubule cytoskeleton
Source: RefSeq, a predicted model, not a curated record